This is a messenger RNA of Helianthus annuus (common sunflower), 645 nucleotides long. Its product is annotated as ATP-dependent RNA helicase glh-1-like. Gene Ontology annotation, molecular function: zinc ion binding; nucleic acid binding. Lineage: Eukaryota; Viridiplantae; Streptophyta; Magnoliopsida; Asterales; Asteraceae. The record is from RefSeq and is a predicted model, not a curated record. Bases 1 to 645 code for a protein of 214 amino acids. The transcript has a single exon.
AUGCGAAUGAAAGACGGAGAGUCCAUUGAUGAUUAUGCCGGAAAGUUAUCCGGUAUGAUCUCGAAAUACAACAGUGUGGGUGCCGUUUUAGGGGACGAAGAAUUGGUAAGGAAGUUACUUGAUACCGUCACGGAUAAGUACAUUCAAUUGGUGGCCUCAAUGGAACAAUAUUCGGAUGUCGAAAAGAUGCCGUUCGAAGAAGCCAUAGGUCGGUUAAAAGCCUAUGAGGAUCGAUUAAAACUUCAACAAGGGAGCUCUACCGGUGAAAGUUCGUUACUCUUUACGAAGGUGGAAGGGGUAUCAAACAACAGAGGGUUUAAUAAACACGGUUCCGGGCGUGGUCGUGGGCAUACAGAUGGUGACAGAGAUGGUAGAAGCGGGUCACGAGGUGGUCGUGGUUCCGGUAGAGGCCGGGGUGGUCGUAACGGAGGCAAGUUUUAUCACGAAGGGAAUAGUUCGUAUCGCAAAUCACGUGACAAGAGUCACGUAAAAUGUUUCGAAUGUAACCAAUAUGGUCACUAUGCCUCCGAAUGCAAGACUGAGAAGAAGCAAGAUCCAGAAGUGCAUUUAACAAGAGAAACCGAAGACGAACCCACCUUGCUAUUAAGUGUCUGUGGUGAGGAAGCUCAAAAAUGGUCUUGUUAA